Messenger RNA from Bicyclus anynana (squinting bush brown), 5469 nucleotides. RefSeq names its product FAS-associated factor 1 (gene casp). Lineage: Eukaryota; Metazoa; Arthropoda; Insecta; Lepidoptera; Nymphalidae. The coding region runs from base 57 to 2039 and encodes 660 amino acids. Gene Ontology annotation, molecular function: ubiquitin binding. Gene Ontology annotation, cellular component: endoplasmic reticulum; nucleus. The transcript has 16 exons. The record is from RefSeq and is a predicted model, not a curated record.
AAACCCUUUUAUAUUGUCUAUGUUAAAAUCUAUGUAGUCAAUGGUGCGAUGUUUGAAUGUCAUACCAAGAAUUGAAGAAUAAAUUUUCUUUGAAUAUUUUUGAGCUCAAUAAUAUCAGAAUGGCUGAAAACAGAGAAGAAAUUCUUGCAAAUUUUCAGGGAAUCACAAAUAUUGAAGAUGUUGCUGAAGCGAUAUACCAUUUAGAAGAAACAAAUUGGGAUCUACUUUCUGCCAUCAAUAGAGUAAUGCCACAAGACAACAGAGGCUCUGUGUCUCAGUCAAAUGAUACACAUGAUGUGGAGAUGAUAGAUGAUGAUAUAUCUGUGAUAACGCCAAAAACACACCCACCUGAUCGGGAAGAUAGUAAUCAAGCAUCAACCUCAUCACCUAGAAAUAAUUCCAUUGACCUCAUAGAGCUCCAAGUGCACUGUAACAAUAAAAUACACGAAAUCAAAAUGUCUGGUUCCGCAACAGUCAAUGAUCUAAAAAAGAGAUUAGAAAUGGUAUGUGGUGUGCCGGUAUGCAGACAACAGAUAUCAGGCCUGGGAGGGUCGAGGGCCACUUCCUCUGCAGCAUUAUCAAGUUUGGGUCUCGCUCGCAAUGCAGUGUUGCGGCUUAAGGCAGCUGAUAGACUAAUGGCAGAUGAUGAAGUAGCAGAGAGGUUAACAACAACAUACGUGCUCCGCGUUAAACACGACGAGAGAGAAUACACGCUAAAGUACCCCGGCACUAAAACUGUGCAGGAAGUCAAGAAUGAUCUGUACUCACUCACAGAUAUACCUGUUCGACUUCAAGUUUGGACAGGUUGGCCUACAGUGUCGGGUCUCGACGAUACGGUGCUAGCAAUGGUGGGCCUGGACCUGCCGCAACACGACUUGACAGUCAAACGAGCGCCUAGCAAACAGAGGGAGUACAAGAGGAUAAUAGUAGAAAGCUCAGACAGCGAAAACAGUUCUGUGGAAGAAAUUGAAGAUGCUGACAGCUUUCCCACAGAAGAAGACAUGUUUGUUGAUGUCCCAUCAGAGCGAUUACAACCACUCAUGUCUGACCACGUGGAGGACGAGGCGUUGGGCUGCAUAGAAUUCGCUCAGCGGUUCCGCGCGCGCUACGGGCCCAACACGCCCAACUUCUUCGAGGGGACCCUGCAGGACGCCAUCAAGGAGUCCUGUUUAAAACCUGCUAAAGAGAGGAAACUCCUGGGCGUGUAUCUCCACCAUGAGCAGUCGGUCCUGUCGAAUGUGUUCUGCGCUCAGCUGCUGGGCUGUGAGACAGUACUGCAGACACUUGCGGCCAACUUCAUACUGUACGGCUGGGAUCUGACGGACUCGCAUAACAACAACAUGUUAUUAUCAUCAAUAGCGAGCGCGCUGGGCCCGGUGGCCAGCAUGACGAUCCGCAGCAUCCCCGUGGAGCGGCUGCCCGCGCUCAUCAUCAUCAUGCGCGUGCGCUCCAACACCGAGAUAUACUCCGUCAUCAAUGGCAACGUCGGAGUGUCGGAGCUGGUGGGCGGGCUGGUGGAGGCGCUGGAGCGGUUCGCGUCGCAAAAGGAGGAGGACUCGCGCGUGGAGCGCGAGCGGGACGCGCGCCAGCGGGUCAAGCGCGAACAGGACGAGGCCUACCAGAUGAGCCUCGAGGCGGAUAGAGCAAAAGAAGAAGUGAAAAAGCAACAAGAAUUUGAAAGAAAUCAAGAAUUGGAGAGAGCAGAAUCUGAAAGACUAAUGGAAGAAGCCAAAAAAGAGGCGCUGCGAGCGGGCGCUGCGGCGCGCGUGCCGGACGAGCCGGCGGAGGGCGCCGAUGACGUGGCGCGCGUGCGUGUACGUCUCCCUCCCCCGCACGACGGCAGUCUCGAGAGGCGCUUCCACGCGCAGGACACGCUCGCUGUGUUAUUAGAUUACCUCGCAUCAAAAGGUUACCCAAAAGAAAACUACAAGGUCAUAGCUAGCUGGCCUAGAAGAGACCUCACAAUGGAAUCUCACAGCAGUACGCUGAAAGCGCUCAAGCUGUACCCACAGGAGACGGUGCUGCUCGAGGAGCGGUGAGCGAGCGCCAUGUACCAACACUCCGACCAUAAUAGUUUCACUAGCCAAAUUCAAUCGAAUCACACAUUUUUUUUAAACUACCCGCGUUUUUACUUUUGCAAAACUACCCUCAUUUUUACUUUCUCAUAACCCGCGUUUUUACUUUUACAAAAGUACCCGCAAGUAAGUAAAGUAUCUCUCACCUUUUCUACUAAAAUACGUGCUUUUUUAAAUUUUUUUUUCAAAAGUACCCUCUUUCUCAAAUGUAACCUAUCGUGAGUGUUAUUCAUAUUAAUUUAUUAUAAAACACGGUUAAAACUUACUUGAUUAAAAAGUCGGAGUAUGCCCGACUAGUUUCGGACCCAUAUGGGGCCCUUAGACAUGAGCUGGUUCUUGCAACGCUGCACGAUCCAAACUGAGACUCCAAAGUUAAAUCACGUGAGUUUUAGUGUGUCUUAAUAAAUUAAUGUAUUAUAUUGAAAAAAAAUCUUCAUUUUGUUUUCGAUACUGUUAAUUUAAAAAAACGUAUUAGAAAAAUUUACUUUUAUAAAAUAAAAGCUUUCUAGUAUGCACUUUUUUCAGCUACUACAUUGGUCUAAAGAUUUUGAUAUCAUGCGUUUAUUCUUUUCUAAGCGGACUUUUAAUAUUAUAGGUUUCAAGAAAAAAGGACAAAACUUACAACUACAAAAAAAAUUAUAAAAACACUUAGUUUAUAAAUCAUUUUAUUUUGCUAAUUUUACCUUAUGUGUAUUUUAAUAAGGGUUAUUUGUUAUGAAUUCGCUGUGAAACUGUUAUGGCUCCAUCGGUUAUAAGGUCCUAGGAUUCCAAACGCUGCGUUGAUGUAAACAUUACUACUGUACAUAGAUUGUUUCAAUAGAAUCUACACAUUAAUGUAAACAUUUAAUUUUGUAAUAUUUUCUUAUGGCAACUACUGAAUCAAAACAAAAAAAUAUUUUUAAUGGCUAUAAACACACCACAUAACUCAGUCCUUCACUACAUUCAUGGGGGCAUCUAUAAAUUACGUCAUACGAUAUGCUAGCAGAGGGAGAGGGGGGGAUGUGACGGUCUGUUACAAAGAAGGGGUUAAGACAUCUAGAAAAUCACAAAUGUGACGGGCUGUUACAAAGAAGGGGUUAAGACAUUUAGAAAAUCACAAAUGUGACGGGCUGUUACAAAGAAGGGGUUAAAACAUCUAGAAAAUCACAAACUUGACGAGCUGUUACAAAGAAGGGGUUAAGACAUCAAGAAAAUCACAAAUGUGACGGGCUGUUACAAAGAAGGGGUUAAGACUUCUAGGAAAUCACAAAUGUGACGAGCUGUUACAAAGAAGGGGUUAAGACUUCUAGAAAAUUGUGUGCGGUAAUUUAUGGAUCAUCCAUUGACCUCUCCUGCUCCCCUCUAUACUGCGCAGGUGAGGACCGACUCAGUUAUACGAAACGAAUGACUCAGAAAUAUCAGUUAUAUGAAACGAAUGACUCAGAGACAUCAGUUAUAUGAAACAUAUGAUUCAGAGACAUCUGUUAAAACGAAUGUUAAGACAUCAGCUACAUGAAACUGUUCAGCUAUAUGAAUGAUUCAGAGACAUGUUAACUUCUUGUUUACAUUGUAUGCAGCUUCUAUUCGAGACAAUCGUUGGCGGGUCAUUUUCUUUUGUGAACAAUUCCAAGUUGAAUUGUAUACCUCAAGAUUUUUUAUAAUGUUCGAUUGCGGCUAUAAUUAAAUAAUUCUUGAAUUAUUAUGUAUUAUUAUAUUUGUAUAAAUGGUACUGUAUGUGAAUUGGAGAUAAACGAUUUUAAUAAAUGAUGUACAAUAACUAAUACAUUAUACUUAAUUAUGGUGAUACACCUGAACCGUUUUGUUCUGAAUCACACGCCUGAAGAUCCUAAGAUGAGCCACAAGAGAUAGAGAGAGAUAACUUUGUCUACUUUUUUUUUAUUCUUUGUAAGUUAGCCCUUGACUACAGUAUCACCUGAUGUUAAGUAAUAAUACAAUCUAAGAUAAAAGUGGGGUAACUUAUUAGACGUAGGAUGACAAUCCACACCCAUUUCGGUUUCUACACGACAUAUAAUUUCUAUCGCUCUCUUUUCGUCCCAUCACAAAGAGAGAGAAUAAAUAUCGCGUAUUAUUCGUUUCAAUGAGAUGAAAGAGAGAGUGAAGUAGACAAAAUUAUCUUCCUCUUGGCGCGUAUUUCAGGCAUAUAGUAGGCCCAGCAUGGGUUAACGAGAUAAUCGUGACAAGAAAGUAUCGUCGAUUAAUAGCGGUAAAGAGAUACGCAGUGGCAUAAUUUCAUUGAUCUGUUGUUUUAGAAAGGUUUGUAACCAAAUGAAUCUGAUUUAUUUUUGAUUUAUUUAAUUUAUUAGGUAGAUUAUGCCUAAAGUCUAUAAGGGAAUAAAUCUAACCAUAUUGCCUAAAUUCAAACUAUCUUGUUUUGUCAUCAACAUCUCUAGCACAUUUGGAAACGCCAACGCAGAGUAUAUGCGUAUCUACAUUAUUUCUUACUAGAAGGAGAAGAAAUACUAGCACACAACAAUAAAACAUACAUGAUGAUAAAGGUAAACGUGGGAAACAUUUAGAGCAAUGUUGCUUGGCAACAUGUUUAGAUCAGUCCGAUGUCAUUUGUUUCGUCAAUUAUGUUUAUAAUCGCUCCAAUCGUCAAUAGUUUCUAUAUGGCCCAAUGCUACGAAAUUAAUACAAUGUUCAGACAGUUGGGAAAGUUUAGUAUUGGUAAUAUUGGUUGCUGUUUUGGUUUUGCAAAUGAAGUUUGGUGACAACUAAAUUGUUUAUGUAAAUGUCUUGCCUAGUUAAAAUUUUCUCCAUGUUCCUCUGUAUGGUGUAGCGUUACAUAGCAACUUUAAUGUUUUCAGGUACCUACCUAUUUCAGUAAACUGAUUUGUGACGUCAUAAAUUACUAAUGUUGUCUAAAUUUGAUUUAAAUUGCCCUUGUAAGCGCACUUAAGACUGUUGCUAUAGCAUUCGCGUAACCCUCCUUAUUCAAAACGGGCUUUAAUUUCUAGUACAGUAAAUUAACAGACAGACGUAAACUCUGAAUUUACAUUGACAUAGUAGAUACUCUUUAGCAUUGAAUUAUAUACAAGAUACGAUAGUGAAAUUAAAAACAGUAACCGCUUGCAAUGCGCUUAUAAAUGGGCUUGCAUUUUUAAAUGCUCAAUUUUUAGAUGCUCAAUUUUAGUUUUAUAUAUAAAAAUAGUAUCAAAAGCUUUUGGUAAAACUAAAAUCUUAACAUUGGUUUUCUCACUUUGACAUUUUCUUUGUUUGUCAUACUGUUUGCGGAACACUUGAAUUGAUUAUUAUAAAGCAUAAUAAAAGAGAAUAAUGUAUGAGAGAGUCUUCUAAAGAAUUUUGAUCUUUGUAAUUUUACACUGAAUCACAUGAUUGUAAAUGUGUGUUUAUAAAAAGUUAUGUAAUCAUAAUAAAUAAACAGACAUAUUGA